AUGAAUCUUAUCGAUCCUCCUUUGCAUGGGAAUAAAUUUACUUAUUUCUGCUCUGAUGGUAUUGCUGCUAGUAGACUGGACAGGUUUCUUGUUUCGGAUGGCAUCAUGAAUCUAUGGCAAGAAAAGGGGCAGAGGGUUGGUAAACGAGACAUUUAUGAUCAUUGCCCCAUAUGGUUGGAAUGUUCUAAUCUUAAUUGGGGUCCUAAGCCUUUUCGUUUUAAUAACUGUUGGCUUGAACAUGAUGAUUUCAAGUCUUUUAUUGUUGAGGAGUGGAAGAAGAUUCAGAUUACUGGAAGAAAGGCAUAUGUCAUAAAGGAGAAGCUGAAAAUUAUUAGAGAGAGUUUGAAAAAGUGGAAUAAGGAGGUGUUUGGGUGGCUAGACCUUAAUAUAGAAAAUAUAGUGGCUGAGAUGAAUAAGUUGGACAGAGGCAUAGAGGAGGGGUGUAAUCUUAAUGAGGUGGUGAAGAAGAAAGAAGCAAAGGCAUUAUUUUGGCAACAACUAAUGAUGAAGGAGAGCUUGUUGAAACAGAAAUCUAGGUUGCGUUGGAUUAAAGAAGGAGAUUAUAACACAAAAUUCUUUCAUUCUUGUCUUCAAGAUAGGAGGAGAAAGAAUCAAAUUUUAUCCUUACAAGUGGAGGGGCGUUGUGUGGAACAGGUUGGGGAAGUGAAGAUGGAAGUGCGUCGAUUUUUUGAGGAAGGAUUCAAGGAAGCUUCUUUUUCUAGACCGGUGUUGGGGGGGAUAGAGUUUCAGACUUUGGGGUCGGAAGAAAAUUCUUUCUUAGUGGCACCAUUUUCAGAGGAGGAGAUAAAGGAUGUAGUGUGGAGUUGUGAUGGUAAUAAAUGCCCUGGUCCGGAUGGUUUCAACUUGCGCUUUAUAAAAAAAUGUUGGGAGUUUGUCAAGGAUGAUAUUGUUGAAUUUUUACAAGAAUUUCAGAUCACAGGUGUGCUUCCUAAAGCUAUUACGGCUUCCUUCUUGGCUUAG
Messenger RNA from Glycine soja, 981 nucleotides. RefSeq lists its product as uncharacterized. The transcript has a single exon. Bases 1 to 981 code for a protein of 326 amino acids. NCBI's taxonomy places the organism in Eukaryota, Viridiplantae, Streptophyta, Magnoliopsida, Fabales, Fabaceae. The record is from RefSeq and is a predicted model, not a curated record.